AUGCGCGCCACUUUCAUUGGCGGCUGGGUGUACAGCCUCUCGGACAACUUUGAUAGUGCUGUUUCUCACUUCACGGCUGCUGUUGAUGUCAUUCAGCUCAAGAUAAAGAACCUGCAGGCGCGUGUCACUGAGAAGAAUUCCUGGAGCAAGGAGCGCAGGGAUAAGGACUUGGCAGAGAGCAAGGAUGUGUUCUAUACAGAGGAGGGAGAGAUAGAAGACCUGCAGCAGCUCCUCCCAGACAUUCAGCUCAAGAUUGUGGACAUGAAGGAAAUGAAAGCUGCUUCAGUGGAGAAACUUCAACAGGCAGCCAAGGCCAUGCUGCUGGGCAAGGGUGAGGGACCCAGGUCAUCAGGGGCGGUGUUCUCCCAAGCAAGGGAAGGAGAGGCAAGUGGAAGUGCUGCCUCGUCAUCCAGGUCUUCUGACGCCAAACCUCUCAUUUGUCAAGUGAGACGCAAGCUGCUGAUUGGCUAUGAAAGUGGGCAACUGGUUCUGUGGGAUUUCAAGGCUUGCUGUGCUGAUGUCAGAUAUCAGGCCACUGAACCCCUAAGGUCAGUGUCUUGGCACCAUGAAGGAAAGCAGUUUAUGUGUUGUCAUACUGAUGGUUUGCUCACAACCUGGACUCUGAAGCAAGCCUCGGCCAGACCCACCUCCACUGUCUUCCCUCACGGGACAUCAGGGACCGCUCCGUGCUGAGUGUGUUCGAAGGGGAGGGCGUCAACGGCCAAGGGUCAGCGUGGGACAGCGGCGGUGACCAGUCUUACUUCAGCGAGCCAGAGUUCCAUUCAGAUUUUCAACAGCAACAUGUUCACAGCAAAACCAAG
This is a messenger RNA of Scylla paramamosain (green mud crab), 821 nucleotides long. RefSeq lists its product as uncharacterized. NCBI's taxonomy places the organism in Eukaryota, Metazoa, Arthropoda, Malacostraca, Decapoda, Portunidae. The record is from RefSeq and is a predicted model, not a curated record. Gene Ontology annotation, cellular component: SNARE complex; cytoplasm; plasma membrane. Gene Ontology annotation, molecular function: myosin II binding; syntaxin binding; GTPase activator activity. The transcript has 6 exons. Gene Ontology annotation, biological process: regulation of protein secretion; regulation of exocytosis. The coding region runs from base 1 to 693 and encodes 230 amino acids.